Terrapene triunguis (Three-toed box turtle) is the source of this 5523-nucleotide messenger RNA. RefSeq names its product laminin subunit beta 4 (gene LAMB4). Gene Ontology annotation, biological process: substrate adhesion-dependent cell spreading; basement membrane assembly; cell migration. NCBI's taxonomy places the organism in Eukaryota, Metazoa, Chordata, Testudines, Emydidae. The transcript has 35 exons. The record is from RefSeq and is a predicted model, not a curated record. Bases 1 to 5523 code for a protein of 1840 amino acids. Gene Ontology annotation, cellular component: laminin trimer.
AUGAUUUCACAAAUCACCUCUUUGGCAGGUUUUAGACUAGUUCUCCCUUUCUUCUACGCUCAGAUGCCUGAGGGUAUCCAAUUAGUUUGGUUGUCACAUAAAAGAAUGUGGCUUGAGCUGAUCAUUCUUUUAAAGUUUGUGCUGUUAAGUCUCCUGCAUGCAGAGGAUGACUGUGAUAGUGGCUCCUGUCAUACAACCAUUGGAGAUCUUCUAGUGGGUCGCAGUGAGCAACUAACAGCCUCAUCAGUUUGUGGACUGACUGGCCCUCAGAAAUACUGCAUUAUAGGCUACCUUGAGGGUGAACAGAAAUGCUUCCUUUGUGAUUCCAGAUACCCAUAUAAUCCCUAUGCCCAUCCCAACAGUCACCCAAUUGAAAAUGUUAUCACAACUUUUGAGCCAGACCGGAAAAAGAAGUGGUGGCAGUCAGAAAAUGGCAUUGACCAUGUUAGCAUUAGACUGGACCUAGAAACCUUAUUCCAGUUCAGCCAUCUUAUACUGACUUUUAAGACAUUUCGGCCUGCGGCAAUGUUGGUUGAGCGCUCCGCAGACUAUGGUCACACCUGGAAGAUAUUUAGAUAUUUUGCACAAAACUGUGCUGAAUCUUUCCCCAACAUCCCUUCUGGUCCGGCAAAAGGAGUGGGAGAUAUUGUUUGUGAUCCAAGAUAUUCAGACAUUGAGCCCUCCACUGAAGGCCAGGUUGUCUUAAAAGCUUUGGAUCCCAGCUUUGAAAUAGAAAAUCCUUAUAUCCAAUCUAUACAGGAGCUCAUCACUUUAACAAACCUGAGAAUAAAUUUCACAAAACUCCACACUCUUGGGGAUACUUUAUUUGGAAGAAGGCAAAGUGAUCUCCUUGAAAAAUAUUAUUAUGCAGUUUAUGAAAUGGUUGUCCGUGGAAGUUGUUUUUGUAAUGGUCAUGCCAGCCAAUGCAGUCCAGUGCAGAAACUGCGGGGUGAUGUUUUCUAUCAGCCUGGAAUGGUUCAUGGCAGGUGUGUCUGUCAGCACAACACUGCUGGCAUGUCCUGUGAAAGGUGUAAAGAAUUCUACAAUGAUGCUCCCUGGAGGCCAGCCGAAGGAUCGCAGGAUAAUGCUUGCAAACCAUGUAAAUGCAAUGGCCAUUCAGACCAAUGCCAUUUUGACAUGGCCGUGUACAUAGCUAAUGAUCGCAUCAGUGGCGGCGUAUGUGAAGACUGUCAGCACCAUACCAUGGGGCAACACUGUGAUCAGUGCAAGCCUUUCUUUUACCGGGAUCCCCGCAAAACAAUUUCAGACCCUCGGGCCUGCAUCCCCUGUGAUUGUGACCCAGAAGGCACAUUAUACAGUGGGUUGUGUGAAAGCUGUACAGACCCUAUUCUUGGAACUAUUGCUGGUCGGUGCCUUUGCAAGAAAAACGUUGAGGGAAUCCGUUGUGACAUGUGCAGGCCGAGCUACUAUGGGCUGAGUGGCAGUGAUCCUCUUGGCUGCCAGCCCUGCACCUGCAACCCUUCUGGGAGCUUGUCUUUCUCGAUGUGUGAUCCAGUGACUGGAGAGUGCCUCUGCCAGCGCUUUGUCACAGGGCCACAUUGUGAUGAAUGCCUUGUAGGAUACUGGGGGCUUGGGAAUAAUUUAUAUGGCUGUUCUCUGUGUGGCUGUGACAUUGGUGGAGCCCACAAUAACUUGUGUUCAUCAAGUGAUGGGCAGUGUGACUGUCUUCCUAACAUUGUGGGCCGUCAAUGUACAGAACCAGCCCCAGGCUACUUCUUUUUACCAUUGGAUUAUUAUAUCUAUGAAGCAGAGCAUGCAAAGCCACUUUCCGGAUCUGCACCUUUGGUUAAACCAACAGCUUUACCAAGGUGUGAUGUAUAUUUUCAGCAGCAAGGAUAUGAUUUCACCAUUGAAAAUGGAAAUAUUGUAUUAAACAGGAGCAAGAAACGAAGCAUAAGAAAACCGGGGUUGGAACAGGGCUGGGUUCAAUUUGGGAGGAACUCUGCUCUGGAUAUUGUUUUCAGGGAGCCCACCCCUGGCAAACCUGUCACAUGGACAGGUCCUGGCUUUGCCCGUGUCCUGAAUGGCGCUGGAUUAAGAUUUACUAUCAGCAACAUUCCCUUUGCAAUGGACUUUGAUAUCGCUCUUCGUUAUGAACCUGAGUCUUUAGAAGACUGGAUAGGAAGUAUUGCGGUCAACCCCUCUGGCGCUUUGACAAGUGAUCGCUGCAGAAACAAGGCACUUCUGCAAGAGCCACACGCAUUGGCUUUGCCAGCUACAAAGAGAAUUGCACUUCUGCAUACUCCUAUCUGCUUAGACCCAGGAGUAGAGUAUUUUGUAGAUGUUUAUUUAUCACAGCCUUCUGCCUCUGAUCCAAAGACUAUAUCAUACAUCUUGAUUGAUUCACUUGGACUUAUUCCCAGAAUCAGUUCAGUGGAGAACCUGUGCAGUCAAAAAGAUCUAGAUGAGUACCAGCAGUAUCACUGUGUCGAAAUUGCUUCAGAAGUUGGAUCUCAUAUUCUACCUGAAGUGUGUGCAAGGCUCAUAGUGAGCAUGUCUGCUCGUAUUCACAAUGGAGCAGUUCCAUGCAAGUGCCAUCCAGAAGGGUCCCUGAGCUCCAGCUGCAGUCAACUUGGAGGCCAAUGUCAAUGUAAACCUAAUGUUGCAGGCCGCUGUUGUGACAGAUGUUCUGCAGGAAGUUUUGGUUUUGGUUUCCAUGGAUGUUACUCAUGUGAGUGCCAUCCUCAAGGCUCAGUGAGCACUUUGUGUGAUCAGCUGACAGGACAGUGUUCAUGCCGCCGAGAGGUUGCUGGUCGAUGCUGCAAUCGGUGCCUGGCUGGGUAUUUUGGGUUUCCCAACUGUCGCCCGUGUCCAUGUAAUGGCUACGCAGAGCUUUGUGACCCAGUGACUGGUGCAUGCCUUAGCUGCAGCGGGUUUACAGCUGGAAGUAGGUGUGAAAGGUGUGUCAAUGGUUAUUAUGGAAAUCCUCUCACAAGAGACCCUUGUCGCCCAUGUAUGUGUCCAGAGUCACCUGCAAGCAGUAGAUAUUUUGCACAUUCCUGUUACCAAGAUCCUCGCACUUUGCAAUUAAUCUGCAAUUGUCUUGAGGGCUACUCAGGCAAUCAAUGUGAUGAGUGCCCCAGUGGGUUCUAUGGGAAUCCAGGAAGACCAGGGGCUCAGUGUUUGCCAUGUUCCUGCAAUAAUAAUAUCGAUGCGACAGAUCCAGAAUCCUGUAACAAGGUUACAGGAGAAUGCUUAAAAUGUUUAUACAACACACAUGGACCAAACUGCCAGUUCUGCAAACCAGGUUACUUUGGGUCAGCACUUCUUCAGAACUGCAGAAGGUGUACUUGCAAUUUUUCAGGUGUGAACCCAGCAAUAUGUCCACCUGGAAAUGGAGUUUGCCUGUGCGACCAAAUGACUGGAGUAUGCCCUUGCUUACCUAAUGUAAUAGGUUCUAUCUGUGACCAGUGUGCUUCUGGCUAUUGGAACAUGUCUCAUGGAAUAGGAUGUCAGUUCUGUGACUGUAAACCAAGAAACUCUCAAAGUAACCAGUGCAAUCAGUUCACAGGCCAAUGUUCAUGCAAACUAGGCUACAGUGGAAGACAUUGUGAUGAAUGUGAGGAAAAUUACUUUGGUGAUCCACGGAUGCAUUGUAUUUCAUGUACGUGUAACGAGGAAGGAACUCGCAAACCCGAGUGUGACAAAGACACUGGAGCUUGCAACUGCCGCAUUGGUGUUACUGGAAAGCUCUGUGAUCAGUGUGGUCGAGGCUUCAGACAAGAAUUUCCCACAUGCUCUCGGUGUCACCUUUGUUUUGAUCAGUGGGAUAAUGAAAUUACUACCCUAUCUCAAACUGUUCAGGGGUUAAUGAGAUUUGCUGCAAAUCUAGAAGAUAAAAGAGACACAAGGCCCGGCUGUGAUAUGCGCUUCAAAGGCUUAGAAGAUAAGAUUUCUGAAAUAGAAAGAAUUUUAAAAACUCCUGUUCUUUCACUGGAGACACUCUUAAACAUCAAGGAUUUUCAUGACUACAUUCGACAAAAAGUUGCACAAAUGGACCUACAUCACAAUAAAAUGGAUGAAUUUCCCGACCUGAAUGGGAUCAUAGACAACAUUAGGAAAGAAGCUGACCAGCUGUAUGAAAACCUGAAACAGAAAAUACAUCUAUAUCACAAUUUGAAUAAUUUGAGCCACAAAGAUUCCUUCAGCAAUAUCAGGAAGUAUUACCAAAUGUCAUCAUCCGCUGUACAGAAAAUCAGUGGAGCAGUCCCCAUCAUAAGAUACUCAGAAAACGCCAGGAAUGGCAUACUUGCCAUGCUAGGCAAUCGAACCUCAAAAGAAAACUAUACCUUGGAGCAGCUCAGGAUGUUCAAGACUCCAGAUAUCCAAAAACGGAAUGAAAAGAGUUGUGGGCUACCUGGAAACCUGUCAUGUGUUAUGACAAGUUGUGGGAGAGCUUUAUGUCGAAAUAGCAAUGGAAACGAACAAUGUGGUGACCCAAACUGUAAUGGAACUCUUCCUCUUUCUACAAACACAGUCAAGAAAGCUAAAGAGACAGACAUGUUGUUAAAUAAUUUGACUAGACAACUACAAGAGUCUGAAAAUCAGAUUGAAAGCAUCAGAAAAAUGGCAGAAGACACCAAGACGAAAGGCUCACAGUUACAUGGGAAACUAGAGAAAGCUAAGAAUCAAACUGAAAUUGAUAGAGAGAAUGUAAAGGAGUUCAUCAGAAAAGUGAAAGACUUUUUGUUAGAUGGAAGUGCACCUCCAGAAGACAUAGAGAAGGUUGCAAAGCAUGUUCUAGAUGUAAACCUUCCAAGGACUCCACAAGAGCUAACAAAUAUGCUUGAUAAAAUCAGGAACCUUGUAACACACUAUGAAAUAAAUGUGAACAAGUUAAAUAACCAAAGGAAAGAUGCCCAAAAACUUCUGGUGGAAGCAAAACAAGCUGAGGAAGCAGCAAAAACUCUGCCACCUCUUGAUGAAAUGAUAAAUAACCUGAAGGAAGCUGAAAGCACAAAAGGACAAACCAAAGACACCUUCAUAAGGUUAAAUGGAGAGAUACAAGAAAUUAAGACAAAAAUCUCACAGGCUGAGAAUCAAGUGAAUAAGACAAGUGAUGAACUAAAGGACUUUUCAGAAAAACAGUCUGAGCUGGAAGAUGAAAUUGCCAUGCUGCAGAGGAAAAUGCUGAUGAAUGGGAACCAGGCUGCAAAUGCAAAAGCAGAUGCAGAACAGGCACAAAAUCAAGCUAUGGACACAGAUAAAGAAUUUGCAAACCUUAAGAGAAAAUACACCAUUCUGCAAGAAAAAGUAAAAAUAAAAGGGCUUCCAAGAGAAACAUUAGAGAAACUGAAGAAGCUGAAAGAAGCAGCAGAGAAACUGGCUGAAGAGACUGAAGAAAAAAUCAAAAGAAUAACAGAUUUGGCAAAGAAGCUCCAAGAUCUGAAUCAGACUAAACAAGAUAAGGCUGAUCAACUAAAGCAACUAGAGGAUCAAGUAAUAGCCAUAAAAAAUGACAUUACUGAGCAAGAAAACAAAUACGCUACAUGCAAAAGUUAG